AUGAAUGCUGAACAUGCAAGGACCCAGAUCAAAAAAACGGACAAGGAAAGAGCUCCAAGGGCCAAGGUUUCUAAAGAGGCCAGACCGGUUGUCCCUGAGGACGAAGAUCCUAAAGAAGCCGAACCAAAUGGUAAGGCCAAGCAAACCGUGGUAAAAGAGACAAAGGGGAGAAUUAAGAGUACGACGAAGAAAACCAGAAAGCCGACUGCAAAGAAAACUGCCAGUAAGUCUCCCGAGUUCGAAAGAACUCCAUCUCCUCGACCAUCUCCUCGUCCAUCCGAUCCGGCUCAACUCCCGCCAUCCAGUUCGGGCAUGGGAGCAACUCCAAUCAACGUAGUAAUUCCAAUCAUGGUUCAUGAUUCUCCGGACAAAGAGAAGAACGAAGCAAAAAAAGUCGUGUCCUCAAAACCGUCAAAAUCAUCUGCAAGUAAAGCCGGGAAAUCCCCUAUCAAAGGAGCAUCUGCUCACAUGACUAAGGAAGUCCAUGAAAGGACUUUGGACUUAAUAAAUAAAAUUGUCGAUGAUGUCAAUCGGGUUACUGAGACCGAGGUGACAAGCCUGCUCAAUCAAACCGGUCAGACUAAUGAUGUCAACCGGACGAAUGAAGAUGACAAGGCCAAAGAGAAGGCCGGCACAGAAAAAGAGGGAGAGAAUAUAGACUCUCCGGUACAAGAGGGCAGCUGCAAUGUCGAAAAUUCAACUAGUCCGGUUAUCAACGAGGAGCCGGAACAACAAGAAACAAUAUCGGAUCUUGAAACUCCGGUCUCUCAACAAGAGGUGGACAACAUGUUUAAACACUUUCUCAGUAUGCUGGAAGAAGUGGCUGAAGUAAUAACUCGUCCGUAUUACAAUUGGUGUAGAAUGAGAAGUGAAGUCACUUUUCGGAACCUGCUUCCCAGCUAUUCCGAAAAUAAGCACAUGACGAACCUGGUGGCCAUGGAGGAUGAAAUAUUUGAUCUGGCCAAAACCGACUGCGUUCCGAUAGCUUUGGCAAGAGCAAGGCUGGUCGACGAUAAUGCAAGACUUAUAGCGUUGACUAAGGCACUAAAUGAAACUCAGGGGGAAUCGACUGUGGUUAAGAAGAAGUUAGUGGAAAGAUUUGAAAAGAUGAAGGAGGAUCUCAUAACCGACAUCUCACGUCUGGAGGAGGAAACAAACAAACACUUCAACGACUGCUUUUUAAAACCCGAGGAUUACCAGAGUAAACCGAUUUAUGAAGUCGGUGAAUCAUCCAAGUGGACCGGUCAUCCUACCUCUCCAUCCGGAAAAUCCCCAAGUAAGUCCAUUCCUCAUACUAACUCUAAAGAAACAAACAUAGCCGGUCAAGAGGAACCGAAAAUAGCUAUGUCGGUUCAUUCCCAAUUCCCUGAGAAAAAUCAAGAGGUUGAUCACCUUUCCGGAAAUAUUAAGGGCCUCAUUGAUAAUGCGGUCGACAUUUCAAUGAGCAAGUGGCACGCCGUCACGGAAUCCAGAACCGCCACUCUUAACUCUGAACUACUUGAGUCGGUCAAAGCAAGAGUUGAGUCGUCAACCGUCCCGCUGCUAGAGAUGAUGCAAGUCAUAGCGGCUCAGAUUGAGAAAUAA
Molecule: messenger RNA, 1584 nt
Organism: Impatiens glandulifera
Lineage: Eukaryota; Viridiplantae; Streptophyta; Magnoliopsida; Ericales; Balsaminaceae
Exons: 2
Coding region: 1-1584 (527 amino acids)
Source: RefSeq, a predicted model, not a curated record